Molecule: messenger RNA, 3807 nt
Organism: Sphaeramia orbicularis (orbiculate cardinalfish)
Lineage: Eukaryota; Metazoa; Chordata; Actinopteri; Kurtiformes; Apogonidae
Gene: tbc1d13
Product: TBC1 domain family, member 13
Biological process (GO): intracellular protein transport; activation of GTPase activity
Molecular function (GO): GTPase activator activity
Source: RefSeq, a predicted model, not a curated record
ACUUUGUUGUUGUGAAGACGGAAGUGACAGAAGGACUUCCCUCUGGCCAAUAAUUCAAUCAUUUUUGGAUACAGUUAAAGGCAUACGCCGCUGCUUGCUCAGACAUGUCUACUGCCUACAAAAACAGGAUACAAGAAUUCAAAGUAGCUUUAAGUGAAGAAAACAUAAACUUGAAGACACUGCGGGAGCUGUGCUUCAAUGGAAUUCCAUUUGAAGGAGGCAUACGAGCACUUUGCUGGAAAAUCCUUCUGAAUUACCUUCCUCUUGAUCAGACAUUAUGGGUCUUUCUCAAAAAGCAGAGGGAGGUGUACUCACAGUUCCUGAAAGAAAUGAUCAUCCAGCCUGGAAUUGCCAAAGCCAACUUAGGCCUAGCCAGAGAAGAUGUGACUUUGGAGGACCAUCCUCUAAACCCAAACCCAGACAGCAGGUGGAAUACGUACUUCAAAGAUAAUGAGAUUUUGCUACAGAUUGACAAGGAUGUGAGGCGGCUGUACCCAGACAUGGCGUUCUUCCAGCGUCCCACAGAAUACCCUUGCCAACUUAUCCUGGACCCACAGAAUGAUUAUGAGACACUGCGUCGGCGAGUGGAACAGACCACCUUGAAAGCACAAACUGUAAACCGGAACCGCAGUGGAGUCACCAAUGUCAGCUCCCCUGGAAAGGCUUUGAACCUGUAUCCAUCCAAUGAGUAUGAGGUGUUACCAAAUGGAAGUGAAGCACACUGGGAGGUGGUGGAGCGGAUCCUCUUCAUCUAUGCCAAACUGAACCCUGGGAUAGCUUAUGUACAGGGCAUGAAUGAGAUUGUCGGGCCAAUUUACUACACUUUUGCAACAGACCCCAACAGCCAGUGGAAAGAGCAUGCUGAAGCAGAUACAUUCUUCUGUUUUACCAACCUGAUGUCGGAGAACAGAGAUAACUUCAUUAAGAGUCUGGAUGACUCUCAGUGUGGCAUCACUUAUAAGAUGGAGAGUGUGUACUCCAUGCUCAAAGACAAAGACCUGGAGCUCUAUCUGAAGCUGGAAGAGCAGAACAUCAAACCCCAGUAUUUCACAUUCCGCUGGUUGACGCUGUUGUUAUCUCAGGAGUUCCUCCUGCCAGAUGUCAUCCGAAUCUGGGACACCCUGUUCUCUGACCAGGACCGCUUCCACUUCCUCAUCCUGGUCUGCUGUGCCAUGCUCAUGCUUAUUCGAGAUAGCUUACUGGCAGGAGACUUCACAGUGAAUAUGAGACUAUUGCAGGAUUACCCCAUCUCAGAUGUCCACACCAUACUGACCAAGGCCAAAGAGCUGCAGGAUAACUCCUAACCUGUUCGCUCAGAUUUGGUAGGUGGAAGAUAAAAAAAAAAACAAAAAAAAACAAACAAACAAAAAAACCCCACUGUCAUGUCAAAUGUGUCUGAUGGAGGAACUGGAUAAAUGAAGAGCCUGGACAGAUGUUGGGAAAACCCAGCAUACUGCUUUUUAACUCAAUAUGUGUUUGGUCAGUGGGGACUUCCAUGGAAACGUGAAGGACAUGCUCUAAUGAUUGCUUCCCAAGACUGAGAAGGAGAUUGCCACUUGAUUUUUGGUGCAUUCUGAGAAAAGGCUACUUUGGUACGUGCUUGUCCUCUCACAGCCAUUUCUCCCAUGGAGACUUGUUAUACUCAAAUAACGAUAUUUGUGCUGAACAUUUGUGGGACAGGAAACUACACAUUAAUCCUACACUACCGAUGAUCGUAUGUCAUGAAACGUACUAAACGUAUUUAACAGUGGAGCCAUGAAUUUAACGAAAAUCCCACUGCAACCACGUACAGUAUGUUGUCAGAAUAAGCAAAGAUUUAAUGGGUUUGAGCAAUAGUGCAUGUUUGUUCUUUAAGGGUUUUUAAUUUGUAAAAGUUGAACCUUUUUUUAAUGUGAGGAACAUGUAUGCCUUAUCUGUGUACUAAUGAUGUGAAACAGGAAGCAGUAUUUCUGAGCACAUUUUCUUUUUGGAUAAAAUAAAUAUGAAGCGAUAGGACUGACCUGUUGAAUAUAUCAUUAACUUUUUAAAAAGCAUUGAUUCUUCUACAUUGGGCCUUAAAAUGUGUAGUCAUUCUUUAAAAAGUUAUUUUCUUUUGGUAAACACAAUGGUAUUGAAAGAAGGGUUUGGAAUAUUUUUGUGGUUUUCACACUGAAGAUUAUUUGCACAGCUUGUUUCCAACCAGGGUUUUCAUGUACCUCCAAGGUUGGUAAAAUACUUUAUACAACAUAGUAAAUGUGGUGUGUGAUUGACAACAGUGAAUACACAUCUCUGCAUUAUUAUCUGAUAAUGCAGGGCUCAUGCAUCACAACAUAAGAUGGAAAUUCUGCAUUAUUUUUAAGUUCUAUUAAAUGUAAGGCACACAAUGGACACCCAUCAAAGACUUUGCCUAAAAACAGUAACAUUAUCGUUCUCUGGUGGUGUAAGUCGUUCUGUUAUGGACAUGUUUAAUUCUGACCUGAAAAAGAAAAACACCUGAUAACCAACCAAUGCUACAUAUCCAGAGUUUCCUUGAUGGAGCGGGAAAAUAAAUGUCUGACCUGGCAGACCUUAAAAUAUAAGAUAAAAACAGGCUUUCACAUAGGAUAUUAUGAACAUAAAAGUAAAAAGUUAAUGUCAAGUUACCAUAAGAUAGGGGACUGACACAUCUGUUGUGGUAAAAUCAUAAAACUGUUAAAAUCAAAGCAGUUUUUUUUUUUUUUUUUUUUUUUUUUGAGAAACAUCAUACAGUGUUGAGAUACAACUAGUAAACUCCAAGUCAAUAUUAUUUAGCAGCAGUAUUUUUGAAUUGUAGUAAGACACUCAUUUCAGGAUAAACAUGGAAGAUCUUUCACCCCACCUGUACUGUUUUUUUUAUUACCUUGGCAGUACUAAAAAGUGUUUGUCGUUAUUCCCUCAGUUUGCUAACCAGGGUGAUGAUGGUGCCAGUAAAUUGUUGGUUAAGCCUGAUAGUGCUCAGUGUGAAACACCUGGACCGAAAAGGCCAGAAAGUUUCCCAUCUUCUGUUGUGCACAUAAUAUGUGAUGCACAAACAGUUUGUGGCAAGUAGUUCACAGAAUCAUGCCUGUUUUCUACUUUGAAUGUAAAUGAUUCUAAUUGCUAUCACUGGUUUGUACCCAGGCCUUUAAUUCCAGAAAAUGUUAAAAGGUUGAAAAUACAGUAUGUUAAUCAUGUGAAUCAUAUAUAUUGCAUUUACAUUUGAAGGCAUUCUAUGUAGAUAUUCUUCAUCUAAAGCUUCCCCAGGAUUGGUGAGACAGUAAUUGUUGUUUAAGAGGUCAUUAUUACUCAUUGUGAUUUUACAUGUGACCCUUCAUAUGUCCAGGAUGGGAAUAAACUUCACUUCUAGGACAACUUAAGUAUUUCCAGAAUCUGUAUUAAAAAGACCAAUUACAAACACUUAUAAACUAGAUGGGGCAGUAAAACUUUUACAUUGCUUAUUUUUCUGCCACCAAGUGUGUCCUUAAGAUCAAAUCUUACUUGACCUCAACCGUAAAACACACUAUUGAGAUAUAGUAUUUAUUACUAUGGAAGGUUCUUUGUAAUGAAGCUCUGUUUACUUUAACGUAGACUUUGUAAUGACAUAAAUGAGCUCAAUUUGUUUGUGAGGUUUUAAUAUCAGAAGUGCUCUUUCAUUACAUUCAAGCAGGAUAUUCCUUUAAAUUGUGAACACUUUAUUAAAUUGUAUGAUAAUUAUUGUUUUUUUGUCACCUGUCAAAAACAAUGUUCACUUGGUCUGUGGAACAUAUAGUAGUGUUUGAGUCAUUUUUUCUAUUAAUCUGUCUGCAGUUGUCAUGUUUUAAUGACAUCUGA